Molecule: messenger RNA, 186 nt
Organism: Penicillium egyptiacum
Lineage: Eukaryota; Fungi; Ascomycota; Eurotiomycetes; Eurotiales; Aspergillaceae
Source: the annotation of a GenBank genome assembly
AUGACAGUCGUGCAAGCCUCACAAGUAAAAUUGUCCCCCGAGCACCUAGGGUUUGCUCGUAUCAACGCCGCCAGUCCUGCCGGCGUGAUCGAGACCGCCAACGAGCUCCUGCAACAGAACCACGAUAAAUACACACAUAUUUCCGCGAUGUCGGAGGCCACAACCACAUCGCACACUCGGUGCUGA